GCGGGAUGAUGGUGGAGAAAGCUACGUUAAGAGACGCCCCAUCCAUGUUCCAUACAUAGACUUCUUUAUGCACUUUGUUCUCUAUGCUUUGAACAAUCUUGCACUUUUAACUUUUCAGGUUAACAUUUUGUUUUCUUUGGUUGGUCUUUAGAUAUCGCGAUGUGUCGCUAUAUGAUUGUCUUGCAAUAUAUUGAUUAUCACAGAAUCGUUUAUUAUGAUAUUAUUGUUAUUGUGGCUGAUGAUUCUCACCGCUAGAUAAGAUGCCUUUAUUGUUCCCCUAUAAGGAACAUUCAGAAAUGGAAGCCAUCGCAAACAGUGAACUUGUGACUGGCUGUGCAUGUUGAUAUAAUCCAUUCCUACUCGUAUGGGAUAAACUGUAUAUUUAAUCUAGGACCACAUGAUAGCACAUGAAAAUCAGAAGUAAUGAUUGGAUGUUUGUGUCCACGCCCCCUUUUUUGUCGGACUCAUGUUGUACAGAACCUGCCAAGUUGUCCAGUCUGCUCCUGAUUUUCACUUGAUAGCCAGAUUGAUACCAACACCCGCUAUCCAUUCAGUGCUCUGUCGAUCAUCUGUCGCUUAUAUUCAAAUUCUUGCCACUGAAUUGACAAUCCUUGCUGACACACAGUCUGUUCUUGUGUCAUGUCCUGUACCUGUCCUCCAGCCUGCACCAAACUGUGGUUGAGUCCUCCUCUCGAUUGGUUUAAUGUUGUCGUCCACAAGAGAGGUCUUGUUUCCAUUGCUGGCCUUUGGGGUAAUUUUCUAGUGUGGUGACCGGGAGACUGGCUUCCUGCUUCACUUUUAGAGAAACCUAAAAAUAAAGCAGAGAUACUAAUUGGCUUGAGCCUGUUACCCUCAUGUAUGUGCCACCCACCUGGUUUCUUUUACUCCAUCUCUGUCCAGGCAUUGCCACAAUCGGCAGAGGUCUUUGCUUUCAACCAGUCCUCCAGCUGUUCCACUCUGAUCUCAACCCCCUGUCCUGUGCUUUCCUGUUUUUACUUUUCUUGCGUUUGAAAUGAACACGUGUCCUGUAAAAGACUAUAGAGUUGAAAUGCAUUGGUUUUAGAUGAAAAGAAAUUCUUAUUUUUCUACCACCGUGUGAGUGCUUAAGAUGCCUUUCUUUUAUACUGACGCCUAAAACUUGAUGAUGAUGAUAAUGAAAUUGCCCAUAUGUCAUUAUUGUGAAUUAUGAGAUACUACUGCUUACAUCCUUGACAAGCACCUGAUUUCCACUGAUAAUGUAUGACCCAGUACUCUCUUUCGUUUUCCUCAUUACUUUUCUCAUGUGUUGUGAUCUUAUGCCCUGCCUUUGUUUGUUUCUCACAUUUUUGAUUGCCUGCCCUGUCUUAAUUACUUUCACCUGUGCCCGAUUGUUUUCGCCUCACUAAGUCCUGUUCCCUUUUCUUUAUUUGUCACAUGAAUACCACAUUUUUAACCCUGCAUUUAUUUACAUUUGAGGCUGGUUUUUUUACUACGCUUAUACAUUAUAUAGCCACUCUGGCCCUUGUCUGUUCAUCUUCUUUCUUUUUUUAGGUUUGUGAUAUUCAAAGGACCAUCAGUGCAGUUCAAUCAUUGACUCUUGACAAUAUGGUGCUUAUUCUACUUGAGUAAUGUUGAAAGUGAUUCCAUGUGUAUCAUGGGGUCACGACAACUUGACAAAUGUACAGAUAAUUUAUGGUUGUUUCAGUUGCAGGUAAAGUGUCUGUUUGUGCUUAUGUUGCUGAGCUUGCCUCUGAAUAUGGCUGAGGUCCCUGGUCCAUGCAGACACUCCAUCACUAGGGAGCACCUGCUUAUAGUCAGGAACCUGAUGGAUAACCAGUUGAGAAGUGGUUGCUCAAUAUCUUACACAUUCAUAGAACGGAGAAGUUUGAGCAAGUGUUGCUUUGUAAAAGCUGCUUUACCAUGGAUCCUGGAGCUCCUCACCACCCACUUCAAAUAUCGUCGGGGUUCAGCCAAUUAUGGCUACGUUAGGUCCCUGAGAGCGCUCAUUCUCAACAUCUAUUCUCAGAAGUGUGUGCCAGAGAUUAAUGAGGAGAUUGAGGAGAAGCCAGAAAGUUUUGAGAUGCUCUACAGAGGGUCUCCCACUGAGGCGCUGCAGAGGGCGUCAGAGGUGCUGUCUAUAUACUUGGAGCUGGUCACGACCAGCAACGCGCCGGUGGACUGGAGGUGCCAGCAUGAAUACACAGAAAUCUUUGGUUCUACCACAGAGCUUUUCACAGAAACGCCCACAGAUUUCACAGACAGUUAUGAUAGGAAGUCAGAGAAGGCCUCACAGACAAGACCAGUCAAAGACCUGUACAAGCUCGGCUUCAUAAUUGCCUCCAUCUGCGGGGGACUACUGUUCAUACUCACUCUCUACUGUCUCAUCACACAAAAGACAAUCCAUGACCCUCACAGAUCAAGGCACACAAACCAGAGCAGAGACCUGCAGGACAUAGAGAUGGAGCCACAAUAAUGUGGCUCACAUCGCACAUGGCCGCGGCACCGGACGGAAACACUUGUGAAGCUGUACAUUCAAAUCCAUCGCCAACAAGUUUCUUUCAUAUCAAUACUGUGUUGUAAUAUAUCAUGCUCACCUAUUUAAUCAGAAGCUUCACUUUGACUCAAAAGCAAAGAUGGACCUUAUUUGGAUUAAUAUGCUAUGUAUAUUAUGAUAAUGUGUUAUCUUUUGCAGAUAUCUUCUCUAGAUCACGGAAAAGUUUUAUUUUUACAUUACUUAUGGAUGUUGGAUAUAAUGUGUAUUUGCUGCCACCUAACCAAAUGUAUGUCAUGUUCCACCAAACAAUUUAUUUAUUAAUUUGACUCUAUUCAAUGACUGUAUUGAUAUUAAAAUGUGACCAUCAAUACAAAUUAUACAACAUAA
Solea senegalensis (Senegalese sole) is the source of this 2860-nucleotide messenger RNA. It is a transcript of the gene csf1b, whose product is annotated as colony stimulating factor 1b (macrophage). Gene Ontology annotation, molecular function: growth factor activity; cytokine activity. NCBI's taxonomy places the organism in Eukaryota, Metazoa, Chordata, Actinopteri, Pleuronectiformes, Soleidae. The record is from RefSeq and is a predicted model, not a curated record. The transcript has 8 exons. Gene Ontology annotation, cellular component: membrane. The coding region runs from base 1625 to 2452 and encodes 275 amino acids.